AUGCAUGAGAUCCUCCUGUUCGCCUCCGUCCCCGCGGCCCAGCAUGACGACCUGCUGCACCAGCUCGCAGGGUUGGCCGCCAUGCAGCCGAAGGAGGUGCUGGAGCGCCGCCUGCUCUUCAAGUCCUUCCGCAAGCCGGGCUACAUCAAGCCGCGAGUCGGCGGCAGCCAGGCCCAGGGCCAGGAGGGCGUCAGCGAGGUCCAGCGACUCAUCAAGAUGCUAGGCUCUGGCAUGUAUCACAUCCAGGUCGUAAGCGAUGUCGACAGGGCCGCCAGCAGUGCCGACGCCGGCGGGAUGGGCGUCGCGGAGAGCCAGGCGGAGUGGAGGAUCGAGUUCAAGGACGUGCCUGACGCCGGAGCUGCGACUGGGGUGACCACGCGGUUUGCGGCCUCUGCUCGGGUGUCCGACGACUACAUCUCGUCCUUGAACGCAUGGGGAUUCAACUAUUACUCCGAAUAUGUCGUGGAAGGCAACAUCCUCGUUCUCGACGAAGCAGUCCUCUUCCUCCACCGUAUACUCGUCAUCCCUCCGGAGCUACAUAAGCCAUCUCAGGCCGGGAAACCUCUCUCCCGCCUGCCGCCAUACGACCAGCUAAAACCACUUGACCCCAAUGGAGGAUAUGUCCUGCAGACAUGCUUUACGAUACAAGACAGCAACAGCCCCGAGCUGCUCAGGUCGACCUCCCAGCGCAUGUUGGCGCUCAAGGAGCAGCUACGGCCUGCCAUUAGACUCGAACCAGGCGACAGGCUGGCUCUUGAUCCCAGGGUGAAAGCAGGCGCUCUCUAG
This is a messenger RNA of Nannizzia gypsea CBS 118893, 786 nucleotides long. Its product is annotated as RNA polymerase II transcription subunit 18 mediator. The transcript has 2 exons. Gene Ontology annotation, biological process: termination of RNA polymerase II transcription; regulation of transcription by RNA polymerase II. Gene Ontology annotation, cellular component: mediator complex; core mediator complex. The coding region runs from base 1 to 786 and encodes 261 amino acids. Gene Ontology annotation, molecular function: transcription coregulator activity. The record is from RefSeq and is a predicted model, not a curated record. Lineage: Eukaryota; Fungi; Ascomycota; Eurotiomycetes; Onygenales; Arthrodermataceae.